AGAACACCCAGUUCAACCUUUUUUUUUUUGUUUUACGACAUUUCUCCAUGUCGCUGACAAAAAGCGAGAGAAAACACUGAUGUGAAAAUGUGUUGACAGAAAAAUCAGGUGAAAUCUGAGGCUGCGGGGAUUUUCACGGACAGGUGACGAGGACCUCGUUCGAAUGCUACAAAAGAAAAAAGAAAAGAACAACACUGGCUCAUAUUUCAGCUUGCUGUCAGCCCUGAGGACUCAUCCCGUCACUCAACCUUGCCACCUAGUGGAGCUCUGAUGGUUCCUCUCCCCUCUGGUCAACAAAAAGUCCUACAGACAGCUGCYUCCCUCAUCUGGGGAGAUGCCUGCCCUGCAACUCCUCUGUGUCCUGUUCAGCUUUACAUGCUGAAAAAAAUACAAUAAAACCAGACGCUAUAGAAAGGCUUGGUUCCUUUAGCUCUCAUAGAGUUAAAGUGACACAUUAGUUUGGUUUAGAGUUAUAGUGCCCAUAAACCUAUAAAGUUAUAUUUAAGAACCAAACUACAAAACUCUCACCAAGAGAAGUGGAACGGAAGAAGUUAUUUCAGAUGGAAUCAUCAACGACCGCACUACCAGCAACAACACAAAAUGACACSACGGCAACCCAGAACAAGACUUAUCCCAGUCACAAGUGGGAGUUCCUGGUGGCAGUCCUGGUCACGGCCAUCUCUGUCUCCAUUCUCAUCRCCCUGCUGGCCAAAUGCCAGGUGAUCCGGCGGUACUUGGCCAGCUACAGGCACACGCGGCUGAGGGAGAUAGAAACUGUCAGCCGGUGUGACCCAUCAGGUCUGCAAGUGGAGUUUGACGUGCGCAGGGGACACGGCGUGAACCCUCACUCUUUUCCUUCCAUGAGCGAGGAAGAUGACGAUGGCUUCAUCGAAGACAACUACAUCCCGGCCAGUGAGAGAGCCAGAGCUGCGAGGGCGGCUCAGGACUUGGUCUUCGAGGCAGACACAGAGGAAGAGAUGGAGGAGGUUGAGUUCAGCAUCACUUAGCAUCUCUCAGACAGAAACCACCAAUUCCACUCCAGAUCCAGACUCUGACUUCUUCAUCAUUCUUCUUUAGAGUGAAGAAACAUGCAACCAAAAUAUCUGCACUGCUGAGAUUCAUGUUAUCUGGUGAAACUAUUUCAGAUUGAUGCUAACACACACUGUUGCAGUGAACUUUAUAUACCCCUAACAAAAUAAUCUACAAGUCCUGGAGCCUUAUUAAAAAAACUAGCUUAUGUUAUAUAUUUUUACAGAAAACACAUCUAUGCACCUAUAGUGACUGAUCAAACAUCAAA
Molecule: messenger RNA, 1297 nt
Organism: Austrofundulus limnaeus
Lineage: Eukaryota; Metazoa; Chordata; Actinopteri; Cyprinodontiformes; Rivulidae
Gene: cunh1orf210
Product: chromosome unknown C1orf210 homolog
Exons: 4
Coding region: 561-1007 (148 amino acids)
Source: RefSeq, a predicted model, not a curated record